Molecule: messenger RNA, 1628 nt
Organism: Orbicella faveolata
Lineage: Eukaryota; Metazoa; Cnidaria; Anthozoa; Scleractinia; Merulinidae
Product: protein CFDP2-like
Molecular function (GO): catalytic activity
Source: RefSeq, a predicted model, not a curated record
GUUAAAUUACUGCUGCAGAUCAUUUUUCACUGGCUAGCUUCCGGAACCUCUAAUAAUUACGAUACAAAAAGUUUUUCAAAACUUUAUAACGGUCACUUUUGAAAAUCCAUGCUGACUAGCGUACGAAACGUCAAGUUCAUUAUAAAAUACGUUGGACUACAUUGUUUAUCACGGCUGUUGAUAUUAUAUUUUUAAUCAAGCUCAAGAAAUUAUGAUAUCUUGUCAAGCUACCCUGGGCUUGUCGCCUUGUCGUGGUGGUAGAGCUUGCGUGUCUCAGUGACCCCAAGAGCUAUGCCUGGUGGGUUCAACCGUGCCGGAUUGGUCGAGGGAUAGAGACCUGACAAAGGACAGCCCUGGUCCUCCAGGUUGGGGGUUGGGCGUUAGGCUAAUCACCUAACUUCGUAAAAAAAUAAAUGAUCACGGAAACCUUGCACAUUAGAGGCAAUCUACCGAAUCUUGGGGGCCGAGUGGCAUACAACAUGACGCUCCAGAGCGAAACCCGCAUGGAAACUCUGGAGCCGAGGACGCCAAUAGUGCACCCAAAAACACAGUUGAGGACAGGAAACUGGAACGUGAGAACCUUGUAUGCACAAGGGAAGACAGCCCAAGCGGCGAAAGCAAUGAGAGAGGCUAAGUUGCAGAUAAUGGGUAUAAGUGAAAGCAGAUGGUGUGGAUCGGGGAAGUUUAUUCUCAGUACAGGUGAGACAAUAGUGUACUCUGGCAGAGACGACGAAGUUCACCAACAUGGCAUGGCCAUCAUGCUAAACAAAGAUGCAGCAAAAGCAUUGAUCAACUGGACACCUAUAGAUGAGCGAAUAAUUCGAGCCAGAUUCCACUCUAGGUAUGUCAAGUUAACGCUGAUCCAUGUCUAUGCCCCCACUAAUGACACUGAUCAAGAGGUGAAAGAUCAUUUCUAUGAGAAGCUCCAGGCAAAAGUGGAAAAAACACCGAAGCACGAUUUGCUGGUUAUCACCGGAGAUCUGAACGCAAAGGUAGGAAGCGAUGUAGAAGGAUACGAAAGAGUAAUGGGUAAGCAUGGAGUUGGAACCAGGAACGACAAUGGCGAGAAACUAUGCGAUUUUUGCGGCAUGAAUGACCUGGUGAUCACAGGUACGAUAUUUCCACAUAAGGAGAUCCAUAAACAAACUUGGAUAUCUCCUGAUAGACGCACCUGCAAUCAGAUAGACCAUGUGUUAAUCAACAAGAAAUUUAGAACAUCUGUGCUGGACACAAGAGCCGUAAGAUCAGCUAAUAUCGCCAGUGACCACCACCUGGUUUGCACCAAACUGAGGUUAAAGCUAAAAGCAGCUCCUAAAAGACGUGGAAUUAGAAGGGCGAGAUAUGAUACUCAGAAGCUGGAGAACGAUGGGUGUAGGAGGCAGUUUCGUUUGGAACUAAGGAACAGGUUUGAGAUAUUGCAGAGGGAAGAGCUGGAAGAUGACGAAACAGAUCAGCCAGAAGCUGAGCUGGAGAAGGCAAACGGCAUCUUAGAGAAGGCUUACAAUAUGACAGCAAAGAAAGUUCUAGGAUAUAAGACAAAGAAAGGUAAGCCAUGGAUUAGUAAAGAAUCGUGGGAUCUGAUUUCGCAGAGGAAAGCGAUAAAAACUGAUAAAACUUGAUGGAACCAA